Molecule: messenger RNA, 987 nt
Organism: Coturnix japonica (Japanese quail)
Lineage: Eukaryota; Metazoa; Chordata; Aves; Galliformes; Phasianidae
Product: glutamine amidotransferase-like class 1 domain-containing protein 3, mitochondrial
Source: RefSeq, a predicted model, not a curated record
ACAAAAUGGCGGACGGGGCAGUGCAGGCGCACCGGCGACUCGCAGUGAGAGGAACCCUUCCACGGCUCCGCCCUUCCUCGGAGGCGGCGCUGCCCAGCCUCGCAGUGCCGCAGCCCUUCCCCCUCUCCCCAACCUCCUUUUGGUCUGCAGCGUUGGGCACUGCUGCCGCCUUGUGGUUGGAUGCCGCCCUCUGCCUCUGCGGCCGCCAUGGGCAAGCGGGUGGCUGUGGUGCUGGCCGGCUGCGGCGUCUUUGACGGCAGCGAGAUUCACGAGGCCUCGGCCGCGCUGGUGCACCUCAGCCGCGGCGGCGCUGAGGUGAAGAUAUUUGCCCCUAAUAUUGAGCAAAGAGAUGUUGUCAAUCACCUAAAAGGAAGUCCAGCAGAUGAGAAGAGAAAUGUGUUAGUUGAAAGUGCCAGGCUGGCAAGGGGAAACAUCCAGGAUUUGGCUGAGCUGAAAGUCAGUGAGUUUGAUGCAGUUAUUUUCCCUGGUGGAUUUGGCGUGGCAAAGAACCUGUGUUCCUGGGCUGUAGAUGGCAAGAAUUGCACUGUCAAUGAGCAUGUGAACUCCACUCUCCGAGCUUUCCACAGUGCUAAAAAGCCCAUUGGGUUGUGCUGUAUAUCACCAGUCCUGGCAGCUAAAGUCUUUCCUGGUUGUGAGGUCACAGUUGGCCAAGAUAAAAACGUAGAUGGAAGAUUUCCUGAUGCUGAAACUGCAUCUGCUAUAACAGAGCUUGGAUGUAAGCACAUUUGCAAAGAUGUCAGUGAAUCCCACGUGGAUAAAGCCAAUAAAAUAGUUACUACCUGUGCUUUCAUGUGCAAGGCUCCUCUGCAUGAGAUCUUUGAUGGAAUUGGAACAAUGGUAAAGGAAGUCCUGAAACUUGCCUGAUGGGUAUCAUGCAGACUUCCGUGAGAAAAUCAAUUUAGCAAAGCAUAAACAUUUUAGCUACUUUUGAUGGUAUUAAUAAAAUAAUGCAGCUAUCACACUUCA